GGACUGCUACGAGGGCGCUGGUACUUUCAAUCAAUGUUUGCCUCAAAGUGAAAUCCCAGGGUGGUUCAAAUCUGAAAAUAUUGCUAGAUCCUCAUCAGUAACAAUCCAGCUACCUCUAAAUUUGUAUGACAAUCCUGAGUGGAUGGGAUUUGCAUUUUGUGCUGUUUUCUCAUUUCAAAAGCAUCCUAUUUCCGUUCAUAUGAAAGAUUCAGGAUUUUCUUUUAUCAUCGUUUGUCAUUUGAAGACCAACUUGGGUUGUAUGAAUCCAUUAUAUGGCAUCAGUGAAGAGGACGUAAUAAUAUCAUCACAUCAACGGGCAUUCCUUUGGGUAUCAUUCAUUCCAUCUGGGUUUCUUUCACCCAAAUGGAGUCGAUGCACUUCGGUUGAAUUCUCAUUUGUGAGCGAUAAUUCGGAUGUGUCGGCGCUAAAGUGCGGGGUCGAUCUUGUAUACCGGCAAAAAUUGGAAUUUACUCGUAUAAUGGUACAAUGCAUAACCUCACACGAUGGUCCUUCCACAUCGUAUGAAAGAUUUCCCUUUUAUCAUCCUGAUCAAUUCAGUGGCAGUGACGGCUCUAGGGGAACUUCUGGUCACUAUUCUUAUGACCAAUUCUACAAAACUGCCGCCUUGGACCGUUAUAACAAUCAUAGUAUUUUCGAUCAAUGUAUUCUUCAAAGUGAAAUCUCAGAGUGGUUCAGCCAUGACUCGCUACCGUCAGAUUUGUCACCUAAGUUUGACUUUCAUCCAUCCACUUUGUAUAAUUUUUGUUUCCCUCCAAGUAAAAUUCAAGACUGGUUUAGUCAUCCGAAUCAUGGACACUCAGUGACAAUUGACCUACCCUCAAAUUUGUACCACGAUAGUAAUUGGAUGGGACUUGUUCUGUAUGCUUCUUUCUCCAUCAAUGGGGAUCCAAACAUCAUCUUUAGCAAUCUGGCAUCGGGAAAAUCUCACUUCCUAUAUUGUCAAUGCCAAACGAGUAUGGCUAAUGUUGAUAAUCAGAAAAUUGCUUUCUCCACCAAUAAAGAAGAAAUCACGUGGUUACUUAAUCUAGGUGAAUUCAUUUGGAUAUGCUACGUACCAGGAAAGCCAUUUAAGAAUAUGUUGCGACACUGCAGCCACAUUGAGGCCUCAUUUGAGAGUGAUUGGUUAGGCGUGAUAGUGCAGAAUUGUGCGUUACAACUUUUGUACCAGCACGAUCAAGUGCAGUUUGAGCAAGAACUAAAAUACUGCAACAAAUUGAUUUCAGAGAAUCGACAGCUUGUUUGUAAACAACAAGAGGAUAAAAAAAAAAAAAAAUGAACAAUACCAUGUUGAUAAAGGACUUCAAAGAAAAAUCUUUUCUAAUAUUGACUUUGAAGUUAAAAUAUUUCCAAGGCUAAUUGAUCAACCGGAGACUAAUGAUGAAACUGAGAUUCAACUUGGCCAAAG
Quercus lobata is the source of this 1426-nucleotide messenger RNA. RefSeq lists its product as uncharacterized. The record is from RefSeq and is a predicted model, not a curated record. The coding region runs from base 143 to 1297 and encodes 384 amino acids. Lineage: Eukaryota; Viridiplantae; Streptophyta; Magnoliopsida; Fagales; Fagaceae. The transcript is spliced from 3 exons.